Anopheles maculipalpis is the source of this 546-nucleotide messenger RNA. RefSeq lists its product as uncharacterized. Bases 1 to 546 code for a protein of 181 amino acids. The transcript has 4 exons. The record is from RefSeq and is a predicted model, not a curated record. NCBI's taxonomy places the organism in Eukaryota, Metazoa, Arthropoda, Insecta, Diptera, Culicidae.
AUGAUCUUUGGUGAUUUAGUAUGCUGCGUGCAUUUUGUGGUUCUGUUGCAAAGCUGCAUUGGCGCACUGGUGGCACCACCACCGACGGCCACCAGCGUGCUCGUUGCAGCACCACUCGUACGACAAUCACCGGGCGGAAUUUCAGCCCCGACAAACCGUACCGGCCGGUACACGGAAACGCUGCCCGGAGAGCUGAACGAGUACUGCCGCACAGCACAGGACUGCCGACAGUAUGCUCAUGUUUGUGACACCCGUAAGCAAACGUGCGAUUGUGCCGAAGGAUACCGGCCGGACGAGACGAAUCGAAUGUGUCUCGGAGCCGUAGGUCGUCGAUGUUUGUACGAUAGUCACUGCAUCACGAACGCGUACUGCAAGGGACAAAUGAUCUGUACGUGCAAGCGUGAGUACGGAUUCCUCGCCGACGAUAACUGGUCAUGUCAAGCUUCAACCGCAGUGCAUUCGGUACACAUCACCCGGCCAGUGGUAAUACUACUGCUGCUGACAUCCGGUGUCUCGCUGCUGACCACCACAUGGCAAGGGAACUGA